GUACGCGCUGGUGCAUGGGCAAAGGGUAGAGGUACAGGCAGCUUUGGAGCAUGUGGUUAGUCCGCUGCCUGCUCUCCACGCGGGGCCUGCGGUCGUAGUCAUGCCUGUGGGAUAGUAGAGGUUGCUGCUUCCCGCGUCUCUCCCCACCAGACACAAUACAGACACACGCCCGCACACGCGCGCGCUGGGCGAGAGCAUGGCGAAAUCUGCGCGAGAGCAGAAAGAGCUGCUGGCUCUGAUGCACCAGCAGUUGAUCCAGAUGGGUUAUGAGAGCGCAGCCAAGGAGUUGCAGGAGCAGAGCGGCCAGAAGUCUUUCCCAUCAUCUCCUAUUUCUCUGAAUGAGAUCAUCACUCAGUGGAAAAAGGCUUUCUCACAAAUUCCAAAACAAAAGACCGUAGCAACCAAGAGUGGCACUCCAGUAAAGCUCAGAAUUCCUGACCCCGAGAGCAGCUCUGAGAGCUCAGAGGAGGAGGAACCAGCACAAACCAUGAAAACUAAUCUGCGUGUGAAUAACAGCACCAAGCCAGCAAAGACAGUAACUAAAGAAGAGAGUAGCAGCGAAGAUUCAGAUUCAGAUUCAUCUUCGGAAGAGGAAGCAGUUGCCAAAAAGGCUGAGAAAAACCUUGUGGCUGGGGAAAAAACUGAACUUCUGCAAUUGGCUGACCAAAAUACUAAUUCUGUCCCAGGGAAGGGGGUGACUGUUGCUGCUGCCCAAGCAAAAGGAGAGCAGGACAAAUCUGCUUCAAAUAAGACCCUGCCUCCAGCUGCGAGAAAAGGCCUUUCUGGUAAAGAAGGACCUUCUUCGCAGUCACUAAUUUCAGGAGGACAAAAAACAACACAGACCACAAAGACAGCAGAGACUUCUGAAAGCAGCAGCGGCAGCAGCUCAUCCGAGAGUGAGGAGGAAACAACUUUGACCACAGUAAAAGCCCCACCUUCCAAACUAGCUUUAAAGAAGGCGACAAACACAAGCAAGGACUCGAGUGAUGAUUCUGACUCUGAGGAUGGGACAAAAGCACCAACAGUCCAAAUUAAAGCAGCUGUGCAAAAUUCCCCGAUCAAUAGUCCACUGCUGAACAAGUCACCAGUCACUCCUGGUUCUUGUGCAAGAAACACAGUAAAGGUAACUGCAGCAAAGCAAGCCAGUGCGAAAUCUGCAAAUGCAAACAGAAGCCCAGAAUCAACAGACACUUCAGAAACUACUGACUCAUCGGAUAGUGAGACUAAAGCACCUGCUUCAGUAUCACAGGCCGUCAAAACAACAGCAAAAAAUGUAGUGUCAAGUCCAUUAAAGAAGGCAGUUUCUGCUUCUGUUGCAUCAAAAUUCACCCAGAAGGGCUCCGCGACCAGCUUAUCAAAACCACCGCCUCCUUCAAAAGAAUCCCAGAGCUCAGACAGCAGUGACUCAUCAUCUGAGAGUGACAGUGAGACUCCGCCGGUUCCCAUAAGUCAGAAGGCCUCCAAAGCACCAGGGAAAAAUGCAGCAUCAAGUCCAUCAAAGAAGACAGUUUCUGCUUCUAUUCCAUCAAAAUCCACCCAGAAGGCCCCCGCAACCAGUUUAUCAAAACCACCACCUCCUUCAAAAGAAGCCCAGAGCUCAGACAGCAGCGACUCAUCAUCUGAAAGUGACAAUGAGACUCUGCCGGUUCCCAUAAGUCAGAAGGUUGCUGUUUUUCCUCUGGGUCUUUGUUUUUGCAUGAACCAGCCAUUUGGUUUGUCAACUCCACGUCCUUCUGUGAGGACCAGACAAAAUCAGGCCAGUCAGUCUGGGAUCCUACCCAAAGCUGCACCAGGUGCUUCGAAGGAGAAGGAAGCACAGAAUGAAAGCAGCACCUCGUCUGACAGUGAGGAGGAAACUGAUCUUACAACAUCCAAAUUGCCAGCUCCGUCUACCCCCAAAGCAACUCCUGCAGCUCAAAGUGUAUGUACAGUGAAACCCCAGCCUCCAAAGGGACCACAUCAGAAAGCCCAGCAGAGCGGAGAUAGCAGUGAAGAUUCAAGUGAUGACUCUGACUCGGAGGAAGAUAAAGUGGCCACUCAGAAACCAACUCAGGUAACACGUCAACCUGCUACCAGUCCUGUGAAAAGCGUGACAGCCAAGAACGCAGGGCUCACAUCAAGCAAACCUCAGCCAGCAGAGAAAGGGGGGACACCCUCAACAAAAGCAGGAACUGUCCCUGUUCCAAAAGCUUCUGAGAGCUCAGAAAGCAGCAGCUCUGAUUCUUCAGAUAGCGAAGAAGCUGAGAAGCCAGCAAAGCAGCCUCCUAUUCACCCUUUUUUUAAGCUGGUGGCUGGCAAAGUAGCCAUUCCUUCAGGAAAGGAUGUACAGACCAACUUAAAUACAUCCAGUGUUGUUUCCAACAAACCCCAGAAAUCUGCCACAAAAGCAACAGGGAAGGAAGAACAAAUUCCCUCCCCAAAGGUUAAACUGAGCCAUGGACAGGCUCUGACUGCUAAGUCCUCUGGAAUCACUAUACAUAAGGAGAGCUCCUCAGACAGUUCCUCAGACAGCAGUGAGGAAGAAGCAGAAACUUCGACAACAGCCAAGCCUCAGACACAGCCUGCUGCCCAGCAGAAACAAGAGCCAAAAAAAGAAUCAGAGAGCUCAUCUGAGGAUUCCAGUGAUGAAGAACAAAAAGCUUCUCAGUCUCUUUUAACGGGGCUAUCAGGUCCUCACAAGAUCCAGGCAUCCACUGUGGCAGCAAGUCCUCUGCUCUCCAAACAGGGUUCUGUCACUGCUCAAGCAAAGUCAUCUGGGAAGCCAGCUCCUACUGACAGCACCUCAUCAUCUGAUAGCUCUUCAAGCGAUAGCGAUGCUGAGGAAACUGUCACAUCGAAAACAGAGAUCACCUUGUUGCCUUCUUCUGGAAAGGAAGCAGCAGCUGCUAAGGGAAAGGGGGCAAGGAAACAGGGGCUGAAGAGCACUAGCUCCAAGCCGCCCCCAGCAAAGAAAGCUGCAGCAAAGGCUCAGAGCAAUGGCCAAGCCCAAGAGACAUCUGCAGUACAGUUGCCAGAAUCACUUGCUCCAUCGUUCAGAGCUCUCCUUGGGAACAAAGAGCAGGAUACGGAACAAGGAACCCCUGGAAAUGCCCAGGCUAACCCCGUGGCAAAGGCCAAGACAUCAAAAAAUGGCAAGAAGGAGAAACCAUCCAAGAAACGGAAACUGGCAGAUGGGGACACUGAGCCUUCAAAGGGCAAGAAGCGUAAAAUGCAGAGCGCGGAGGAGUUAAAGCUAAAGAAGAAGAAAAAGAAAUCCAAGUCUUCAGACAGCGUCAAAUCAACAAAGAAAAAAGGCAGCAAAGAUAAGAAGUCUGAUAAAAAGAAAAAGAAGAGCAAAAAUGUGGCAGGACUUGAUGCAGAUGGGUCACAGAAGAAAAAGAAGAAAAAGAAGAAAACGGAUAACCUUCAAGAGGCAUGAACAUUGGCUUUGGAAUUCAACCUGAAGAAUGGAAGUACAUUAAUUAGAAAGGAAUUAUUCAUUUAUAUUUUUAAACAACAAAAACAAAUGUCAGAGAUUGAAUUUAAUUUAUAACUAUUUUUACUGAUGACUUUUAAAGCUAAGAAACUGUGUGCUUCAAGUGACCUGGAUAUGGGCUUGAUAGGAUACACCUUGUAUCAUUAACUGAAACGAUCUGGAUGUCUGAAGAUAUCUCAGAAGAUGCAUGUGCAGAGACAAAAAGUUGGCUUUGUUUACUGAAUAAUUUUUUAAAUUGCUGUUUCUCCUUCCUUUCUUCCCUUUCCUCGACACUUAAGAGUUAUAUUUUUAAGGAAACACCUCAUCCCUUUCCUCCUGCUAUUUUUUUUUUAAAUCAACUUUUUAUUUUCAUUUUCCAGAAGGGUCGUCCUUUGUCUCUCUUUAUGUCCAGCACGUACAAAAUUGUGUUGUCUCUGGAUUGGCUUUCUGUCUCAUCCUUCCUCUUUUUAUUAAUAAAAGAUAAAAGAUUUUGACUGGAAAAAGCAGAUUUGUCUGUGUAAAACCUAAAGUGCACAAUUUCUCCACCACACCUGAACAUUGCUGAUAAUUUGGCAAAGUUCUGAUCUCAUACUGAAUAUACUCGUGCAUUUAUUUUAAUUUUGGGACACUCAGGUUCCCAGGCCUCAGAUUGUCAUGGAACAUUUAUGGAAACUCACUCUGUAUUCCUCUAAUUUGUUAAUGCUUAGUUGGGACUAAGAGUUGUUCUUGUAUUAGUCCUAAAUAUGAAAAUGAUUCUUAGUCAUCCCAUUACUUAUUACCCCAUAUAGGUUUCCAAUUUCAUAUUCUCUACAGGCAUCUCAAAAAUGUCUGAAAAAUGGAAUUCAGGAAGUCAAGCGGUAUCUUUCCAAAAAGAGCCAGACUGUGAAGAACAUCUACCUUCUGCAAUUUCUAUAAAAUAAAG
This is a messenger RNA of Ahaetulla prasina, 4376 nucleotides long. It is a transcript of the gene TCOF1, whose product is annotated as treacle ribosome biogenesis factor 1. Gene Ontology annotation, molecular function: protein binding. The record is from RefSeq and is a predicted model, not a curated record. Bases 197 to 3418 code for a protein of 1073 amino acids. The transcript is spliced from 19 exons. NCBI's taxonomy places the organism in Eukaryota, Metazoa, Chordata, Lepidosauria, Squamata, Colubridae.